AUGGCGCGCAAAGGAGCCACAACCGGCCAAAGGAGGAUUUACAUGCCAAACAUGAGAGAUGAGGGAAAUCCAACCACAAUUCAAUCCAGGAGGGAUAGAAAAACAGUUCGGUCGAAGCAGAACUCAAUUGGCCCGAGUAAAAAGGAGAUAUCAACAUCACAACCACUCUCUCGGCCAGAAUCGACGAACCAAGCGACAAUGCUCGACCAUCUCCCAAACGGCACGACCGAAGUCCACCAAACUUCACAGGCGACCUCAAAACAUCAUUUUGGUCGGCAAAUCCAAAAGAUAGGACGAGAAAAGUGCCUGCUACGUGAGAUAGACGAAGGAAGCUCAAUACGGCCGACGGCGAUGCAUAGAAUGGCCGACGAACUCAAAACCUCAAGAAGGCGCGAACACCGGUGGAAACUGAUCCUCUGGAGUCCAAAAAACACCAAGGAAGAAGAAAGGAAGGAGACGAUCGAACAGAUAGAGAUGGCCAAAGGAAUCACAUCCCGAAGCCAUUGGCGCGCACGACGAAAGAUCUCCGAAUCCACACGUUCAAAUCGCCUCAAACUUCACAAGGAGCCACAAAACAUAAGGUUGGUCGAUGAAACUUCAUUUCAGUACAAUGAAUUCCUUACAAUUCAAGAGAUGGCCGAUGGAGUGAAAUUUGGCCGAUCGCGAGCAAGUAAAAUGGCCGCGGCACCACCGGCUCAAAUCACCUCAUCAAGCAUCCACAUCGCAUCUAAAGAAGAAAAUCCAGAUUGGAACGAGCAGAAUUGGAGAAGCCGAAGGAAGACGUUCCCGGAGCCAAUUUGA
Messenger RNA from Microthlaspi erraticum, 801 nucleotides. NCBI's taxonomy places the organism in Eukaryota, Viridiplantae, Streptophyta, Magnoliopsida, Brassicales, Brassicaceae. The record is from the annotation of a GenBank genome assembly.